Trichomonas vaginalis G3 is the source of this 1080-nucleotide messenger RNA. RefSeq names its product MAP kinase kinase kinase kinase protein. Lineage: Eukaryota; Parabasalia; Trichomonadida; Trichomonadidae. Gene Ontology annotation, molecular function: MAP kinase kinase activity; ATP binding. The coding region runs from base 1 to 1080 and encodes 359 amino acids. The record is from RefSeq and is a predicted model, not a curated record. Gene Ontology annotation, biological process: protein phosphorylation; MAPK cascade. The transcript has a single exon.
AUGACAUUCCCAUUAGAGAAAGAAAAGUAUAAAUUAAUAAAUGAAGUCGGUUUUGGCCCUCAUUCAAACGUAUACGAAGCUCUUUGUACCGAAAAUAGCCAAAGAGUUUGUGUUAAAAAAAUUAAUUUGAUAGAAUUUCCUUUUAACACAAGAAGUCUUCAAGCUGUACUUGCCACAUGGAACAAAAACAAUUGUCCAUACAUUUUGGAGUACUACGGAUCUUUUAUUGAUGGAGAGUAUAUGUGGAUCAUCCAGGAAUUUAUGGAUGCUGGAUCUCUCAUCGACUUAAUCAAUAAGAGCUUCCCGAAUGGCUGCAAAAACGAAAAGUUAUGUGCGGCAAUAGCUCAUAAUGUCCUAAAGAGUCUUAGUUACUUUCAUUCUAAUAACAGAAAUCAUUGCAACUUAAAGGCAUCAAAUGUACUUUUCAAUCAUAAAGGCGAAAUCAAACUUUCCGAUUUUAACAUCUCAACGUCAAUCGUACAGACAGGCAAAAUCAGACAAUCGUUGAUUUCAAUGAAUAACGAUGUGAUUUACCUUGCUCCUGAAAUUUUAAAUAAUGGCACAUAUUCAUCCAAGAGUGAUAUUUGGAGUUUUGGACUACUGAUGCUUAAUCUUGCUAAUGGACACCAUCCAUACGAAGGAAUAAAAGUUAUGGAAGCCGUUGUUAAAAUCAUGAAUAAUGAUUCUCCAUCUUUGAAUGAUGAUUUCUCUCCUGAGUUCAAAGAGUUUAUUGCUGGAUGCUUAGAUAAGAACCCCGUUACAAGGCUUUCGGCUGACGAAUUAUUACAACACAAAUUUUUACAAAAUAUAGAGCCGAACCAGCUCGCAUCUUUCCUCCACUUCUCACAUACACCUGAAGUUCAAGUAGAUCAUGCUCAGAAACCAGAGAGGCAUGGAAGAUUUUUAAUUACAAGAAAACCAUCAAUGGAAAUCAUUGCUGAUGAAGCCUACCAGACAGAACAUCAGCUCAAUGCUGAAAUUACACUUCUAACAGAAGAAGUUGAAAGAUUGGAAGAAGAAAAUCGAAAAUUAAUUGAAGGCUUUAAUGAAGUGAUGCGCCAGAUCAAGAGCUUGGCCUAA